AUGGUGUCUCCGUCCGAGCAAACGAUUCUGGUAACAGGCGCAAACGGCUACAUUGCCCUGCAUAUCAUCAACGAACUCUUGCAAAGCGACUACAGAGUCAGAGGCGCUGUACGAUCACAGAAGGCCAGUGACAAAGUCCGCGAAACUUUUCCUAGCUACUGGGGUUCUCGACUCGAAAUCGCCAUCGUGACCGAUAUUACGAACUCUGAAAACUAUAAUGGUGCCCUCGACGAUACGAUCACAGCUGUCAUCCAUACCGCCAGCCCUGUACAUGGCGUUGUUGAAGACAACAUUCGGGACAUGCUGAACCCUGCCAUUCAAGGUGCAACCGCCAUCCUGGAUGCAGUAUCGCGGUUGGCUUCGUCCUCAGGCCGGAGAGUCAUUCACUUGUCUUCGUUGUCAGCCAUGUUAAACCCUGCUCAGGGCUUUCGACCGGGCUACACGUAUUCGGAGAAAGAUUACAAUCCGAUCACGUUUGAUGAGGCAGUGUUAAUAGCGGACCGCAGCGAACUGUACAUCGCUUCCAAGUCUCUUUCAGAACGCGCGGUAUGGGACUGGUUCAGCCAGAACAAGCCGAGCUUUGAUCUCGUCUGCAUCAAUCCUUCCAUGAUCCUAGGGCCACACCUGGAUCGCAUUGAGUCAACACAAACAACGUCGACCGGCGCCAUGCUAUGGGCGAUUGUUGAUGCCGCAUCUAUUCCGGCACUCAUGUUUGGUGGCUGUGUCGACGCCCGCGACUGUGCUGCGAUCAUCAGGGCAGCUAUUGAGACGCCCGAGGCAAGCGGUCAGAGAUAUCUCGUUGCUCGUUACUUUGACUGGCAGACCGCAGCGGAUAUAGCGAGAGAGCACCACCCAGAGCUCGCAAGUCGUAUUCCGAUUGGCGAGCCUGGGUCUGGGAAAUCAAAGGCCGAAGAACGCAUUUAUCAACUGCAGAGAAGCGGGAGCACAAUUGAUAGAGUGGGUAGAAAGACGCACGUUAGUGAGGAACGGCGGUAG
Molecule: messenger RNA, 996 nt
Organism: Verticillium dahliae VdLs.17
Lineage: Eukaryota; Fungi; Ascomycota; Sordariomycetes; Glomerellales; Plectosphaerellaceae
Product: NADPH-dependent methylglyoxal reductase GRE2
Exons: 2
Coding region: 1-996 (331 amino acids)
Molecular function (GO): oxidoreductase activity, acting on the CH-OH group of donors, NAD or NADP as acceptor
Source: RefSeq, a predicted model, not a curated record